UCCCCUCAUCCCCAUCCCUCUUGCUCCCUCUGCCCCGGUGCCGGCUGGGCCAGGCUGGGAUGUCACCACCAGCCCCGGAUGCCGUGGACGUGGUCCUGCCGGGCCAGGAGCUGCUCCAGAGGUGAGGGAAUGGCCACGGGGGAAGGACGGAUUCCUCCUUGGAAUGGCUCCCUGCUCCAGCCUUCCCGUUUUUCUCCUGGCAGCUCCCGGGAGAGCGCCGGAGACCCACCGGAGCCGGGGCUCGGCCGUUACCACCUGGCGCUGCAGAGGAUGGCAGGGGACCUGCUGUCCCUGCGCCGCCGCGUCACCAGCCUGGAGGCCGAGAACGGACACCUGCGGCACAGCCUGGCGCGGCUCCGGGAGCCGCUGGAGCUCCGCCACAGCCAGCUGGACAAACUGAGCCGGGAGGAGCUGCUGGAGCGACUCGCCACGCUGGGGCGCGAGCUGGCGGUGGGCGCUGCGGAGAUGCGGGGGCUGCGGGACCGAGUCCAGCGGCUGCAGAACGAGCUGAUCCGGAAAAACGACCGCGAGAAGGAGCUGGUGCUGCUCCAGCGGUGGCACCGCCAGCAGCAGGUGACACUGAGGAGGUGCCAGGACAGGGUGGCCAAGGCCAGGGCGCUGGAGCAGGCGCUGCGGCAGCAGGAGAAGGUGAUCGAGGCCAUGGAGCGGCUGCUGCGGGAGAAGCCGGGCAGGAGCACGAAGACACCCGCGGGUGACAGUCUCGGCGGGGACGCGCUGGCGCUGCUGCCCGAGAACCGGCGGCUGCGAGGGGAGCUGGCCAGAGCCCCCCGGGCCCCGGCGCUGCCGGGGGGCCUGGGGGGCGAGGAGAAGCUGCGGCUGCUGGCCCGGCUGGAGGAGGCGCAAGCCCGCGGGCGAGCGUUGGAGAGGCAGCUGGAGGAGGCGGCCAGGAGCUGGGGCCGGGAGAACCAGGAGCUGGGGACGCGCCUGCUGGAGCGGGAGCACGGCCUCCCCCCGGCCAGGACGCUGCCGGCCGUUCCCGUGCCCCCCCGGAGGAGACCCCGGGCCCUGCCCCCCCUGCCCUGACCCCGCAGAGAUGGAGAUGCCCGGGGCCGGCACAGAGGAGCUUUUCCAUGGAUCAGCGGCACAGGGGAUGGGAGGCGAAGCAGAAC
Parus major (Great Tit) is the source of this 1130-nucleotide messenger RNA. It is a transcript of the gene CCDC33, whose product is annotated as coiled-coil domain containing 33. The transcript is spliced from 9 exons. Gene Ontology annotation, cellular component: peroxisome. NCBI's taxonomy places the organism in Eukaryota, Metazoa, Chordata, Aves, Passeriformes, Paridae. The record is from RefSeq and is a predicted model, not a curated record. Bases 79 to 1044 code for a protein of 321 amino acids.